UGGAACGUUUAGUUUUCUAAGAUAUUCUUAGUUUAUUAUACUGUUAAAGUUCUUAAAGCUGUUGAAGCGCUUUUCUGUGGUUCUACGUGUAAAAUACGAGAAUUCUGAAGAUGUUUGAACCUGAACAACUUUUAAAUCCUCCAGAAAACCGCCCCACUGAUUCAAAACGUGAGGAAUUUCGAAAAUACCUCGAUAACUCAGGCGUGCUUGAUGCUUUAACAAAAGUUUUAGUUGAACUUUAUGAAGAACCAGAGAAACCGUCAAAUGCAGUAAAUUUUGUAAAACAACAUAUUGGUGGUGUGGGAGCAGCGGAUGCUAAAUCCGAGUACAUAUCAAAUUUGGAAGCAAGAAUAAAAGAUCUUGAAUCAGAAGUAUACGAUCUAAAAAUAAAGCUUGAAAAAGAAGAAAGGAAAGAAGAAAGCGAUCAGAACUUAAAUGAAGAAAAUGCAGAUUAAAAAAAAUUUCAUUGGGGUUUUCAUAUUUUACGAUGCUUUGUAUAUUAUGUACUACAUAUUGCACGAGUUUUUUUAAUUUAUUUAUGUCUAGUAAAAUAUAAACUUGUUUUAUGCUAAAA
This is a messenger RNA of Hydra vulgaris (swiftwater hydra), 574 nucleotides long. RefSeq names its product c-Myc-binding protein homolog. Gene Ontology annotation, biological process: regulation of DNA-templated transcription. Lineage: Eukaryota; Metazoa; Cnidaria; Hydrozoa; Anthoathecata; Hydridae. The record is from RefSeq and is a predicted model, not a curated record. Gene Ontology annotation, molecular function: transcription coactivator activity. Gene Ontology annotation, cellular component: nucleus.